AUGUCCUUCCGCGACGCAGUCCGCCGGCGACUGGCGUCUCUGCUGCAGCCCUGGCUGGUGGAGGAGCCGGAGAUCGAAGUCGAGCUAGGGAUUAUAAACUCCCGCAUAACUGCCAGGCACCUGAGCUUGGAUGCGUCUUCACUCAAUUCGUACCUCCACGGUUCGUACCGCUUCGCGGUUGCGCAGGUGACCGUGGAGCUGUUCUCUGUGCGUUUCUCCAACUGGUCGGCGCCUGCGUUCGAUUUCGAAGUCCGCGGCCUCAAUGUCGUGUUGUCGGCAGGGGAACCGAAGGAAGAAGAGCGUUCAGUAGGCGGUGGGAGGACGUGGACGAGUGAGGAUGCUGACGAGGAGAAGAAGAAGGAAGUGGCUAGCCACGAUCCUGAGGGCAGUGACUUGCAUGAUUUGCUGGAGAAGAUGUUGAGCACCAGUUGCUCAAGCAGUAGUUUCAAGAAUUCUCUGUUAAAUGUUGUUCUUACACAUUGCCGUCUUCAGAUGUUCCAUACUAGUCUUGAAGUGCAAUACCCCAGUGUAAAUGAGGCGCCGUUGUGCUUGGCAGAACUUAAAUCAUUAAGUGUGGAGUCAAACUAUUAUGAGGGAUGUUUUGCCAGACGGCUUAUGACUGCAGUUCUUAGACCUCAGAAGGAGGCUUCUUUUGUGAUGGACUUUACAGGGUUUGAGGUUGGUUAUAGGCUGAAAGAUCAAUCUACUCAAGUUGUUUCUUCGGCGGAUCUUCUUGGUUAUGCUAGAUAUAGUGAUCUUCAACUCGUUGACUUCAGUAUCCAUGUUUCAGAAUGGAAUCUGUUACUAUCUCCAAUUGACCUCCCAGUGCUGUUAGUGUUUGCUAAUACUUUCUCAAAAAUAUCCAAGAGGGUUAGAAAUGGUGGACAACUUUGGAGACUAGCUGCAACCAGAUUGCGACGUGUGUCUCCCAAGCUUUCAUUGUACAAUGUAGUGGAAUUUGCUUGUCUGUGGCUACGGUAUCUCAGAAGUUAUGAGUGUUUGUUAUUGAUGGUUCACUAUGCUGAUAAGGGAUCACUAAAAGUGUUCAUUGGUAAAAUGUGCAAGGAUAAGAAGUUGUUGAAUUCUGUAAAAGAGCUUUGGGGGAUUAUUUCUGAUGUUGAGAAAGAGCUUCCAGCUGAAUAUAUUGCUCAGGCACGGCGGAUAGCUCGAUACAGAGUUGCGAAGAGCAUCAUCCAAGGUCAUGAAGGCAAUUAUAUCUCAUCUAGCAGUGGUCUGGUCAAGAUAUUCUCUAAGGCUUUCAAGGGAUUAGCUGUCAUCUGGAAUAUUAUCUGCAGAAUCUUCCUCUGGACUUUACAGUUUUUUUAUUUGACAAACAUCUUCUUUCAGAAACCAAAAGUUCAUAGUUUGUUAGAAGCCGUGUCUGAAAAUGACAUCCCUGAAGUCUGCUUUCUCAUAGAAUUCGGAAAAAUUUCCAUCUCAUUAUCUCCAAUCUCAGGCUUUGAGAACGAUAAUAAACAAAUAGAGCCACCUGUUGAUAUCUCAACUUCAGAACUCCACUCAUUCUGUCUGUCAAUAGAUGCGUUAGUAUUGUUGUAUCUUAAUGGUACGUUUGAGCAAUCUAUUUUUGUUUCCUGUGGGCAGUUGAAGGUUGAUCCUUCUUACAUAAGCACUAGUUCUUCAGAAGGUCAUGAUCUCAGUCCGGCUAAAGUAAGUAAAAAAGUGCCUCCCGAGUAUGCAAAAUCUGUUCUAUGGAGUGAACCAGCACAAACAUUAGUCUCUGGGCAACCAGGUACUGAUGCUGGAGUUCAAGUGAAAGGCGCCUGUUAUGGACUUCUAAAAGAGAUUAUGGGAGAAAUGUGGCUGGCUUGGGAAAGAACUUGUCUGGAACUUGAUGCUCGUGAUGUUGAUUACUCUGACAACCCUUGGCUUCUUUGUCAAGUAAAAAACUGUCUGAUGGUUCCAGACUUGAAUACUCCAGAUUUUCAGUGCAGUAAAUGCUGCAUGUCACUUGGUAAACUAACUCUGUCUCUGGGGUAUCAAUCAGUGCUAUCAGCUCUGAUUUUGUGCUACCAAAUAGAACAGGCUCUUAGCUUGGCAAACCAUGGUCAGAGUGUAAGUGCCUCAUCACAAGCCACUACAGUCCAGGAGCUUCCAGAUUCUGAACUUGGAAUCAAAUAUGACUUAUAUGUUGGUGAAAUGAAGAAAACUUUCCUCAAAAUGAUCCCAGAGAAACAAGUUCAGCUUGGAGUAUUCAUUACUGGGAUUGACAUUGAAAUUUUGUCAAGUCAGGCUGGUUUUCCUUGCGAGAGUAAACAUCUGAAUGGUGUAAUUGGUCAAGACGGCUUUCAUCUAGGGCUUGAUAUAUGUAGUAUCGAGGUUGCUGUCUGGCCAUCUUCUAAAUUCGACAUAGGGUUGGCCAAGUUCCCAGGAUCUCAUGAUCUAGAGCCAAGGGGCUCACGGUUGAGGGAUACUGAGGCAAUAGAAAUUCCUGGGACGGAGAAUGAAAAGUAUGCCUCUCAAGGUUGUGUUUCCCUGGGUUCUUACAUGAAAGUUAAUGGUUUGAACUUCACUAUUGGAGAAAUGAAGGGAAGAAAAGAUUAUGGAUUUCUUAUACUGAAGCCAAUAACUCUCCAGUUAUCAUUAUUCAGGGAGUGUGUUCAUUCUUUUGGCAGCACCGUUGUUGCUUUUUCUGUGGCUUUACAUGUGGAAGCUACAGGGCUCUCUACCUUUUCAUGCAUGGAUGAGGUGGAAGAUCUGUUGCAGGUUGUAGCAGGUCUGGUUUCUGAAGUUCCUACUGCGUUUGGUAACUUUGACUUGGUUGGUCGUUCACCUCAAACUUAUAUGAGGCACAAUGUGGUGUUUGAAGAAGCUGAUACUGAUUAUACAAAUGUAAAAGGAGCACCUUUGAUUGACAAGAGUCUUAUGUUCAAAAUUACGAGCUCCUUUGCUUUCAGAGAAAUGGGUAUGAUUCUUCAAAAAGCGAGGAUACAUGAUGGGGUCGAAGGUUAUAUCAAAAUUGAGGAUGCGUUUGUUAGUGAAGAAAAAUCAGGGAUUCCUGAUCUGAGCAGUUAUGGAAUUGGGAUGUUUUCUCGUCAAAGUAAUCUGGAAAUAUCCUGUGAAGAAAGGAAAGUGGAAGUUCACUGUCAUUUGGCAGGAGUCCAUUCUGUAAUUUUCAGAUCUGCAGAUUCCACUGAAAAUUCUUUUAGUUAUUCUGCAAGUUACAAUUUGCUGCAACAAUCUCAUGAUUGCAUGCAUGAGCUAUCUCUUCCUAAUUGCAACAUUUCUUUAUGGCUGGGUCAAAGACAUGUACUGGAUGACUCCCUUGUUCUUUCUUCUUCUGGAGGGCCAAGUAUCGAUGAGGGAUCUCAUUCUCUGGGUGAAGCUGAGACAUUAAGUGUCCCCUCCUGCUCAGCAUCUGAAAGUUCUGGUUUUGCUUCACCAAGCACAGAUCAAUCGGCAAGUUAUAGUGUUAUUAUAAAUGUUGAACUGGAUUUACUUUCCGUCUCAAGAUGUUCUGCAAAAAAGCUAGUCAUAGCUCAUCAGUAUAAUAAACUUACAUCCUUGAUUUUGGUUGGUGGAGAUCUUCAGACUAUCUCUUGGGAUAUACAGGGUGGUCCUUUGUUCAUUGAAGUUACGGCUCUUUCACUGUUGGCUAGAUGUUCUGCUUCAUCCCUUCGGCGCAUAACAGAUAUUGUAUCUAUAUUAAACACAUCGUUUGAACACACAGAACGUAACAAAAGGCGGGUCCAAGAAACCACGGGUACAUCUCAACAGACAAAAUGGGAGCUACCUAAAGCUUCAACCUUGAAUGUAUCGCAGCUUUCUCUUGUUCUUGCUGUUGAAGAUGACUCUGGUUGCUUUCAGGAACUAGUGAUCGGAGUUGACAUUCAUGUGAAACUUCAGUCAAACGACAUACUGACAGAACUGGUGUUUGAAGUUUCUCACAUGUCAAUCUUUUCCCAGAUCGCCGGAGAACAAUUUAAAACUGGAAAUCGAACACCACAUUUUUCUUCCAUAGAGUCAAACGGAUCAUCUUCUCGUCCUUAUGGAAAUCCUGCUGCGACUUCGUCGGGCAUCGGCCCGAAUCAUAUAAAUCACCAAAAUGACAUAUUGAAGCAUUUGGUUGUAUCUGUUACAGCAGAGAAGCCAAAGAACGGUCCUGCAAACUUAUCUGAGGUUUGGGCUGGCCAAGGUUCAAUCUCAGGUUUUGAUAUGACUGUAUCACUAUCCGAAAUUCAGUUGAUUUCUUCUAUGCUUUCAUCCUUUUCUGCUACACCCCAUGAAGAGGCAGCUCAUGAGCCAACAAAAAAGCGCUGGUUCACUGAUGACGGCAGCGACAGAGAAACAGGAGUUAUGGUUCCGGAUGGCGCAAUAGUUUCAAUUCAAGAUGUACAUCAGCACAUGUAUUUUGCAGUGGAAGAAGGGGAAAAUAAGUAUAACAUGAUUGGUGCAAUUCAUUAUUCUCUUGCCGGAGGGAGAGCUCUUUUCAGGGUCAAGCACCAUGUGCAAAGAAUAUGGAAAUCAUCCAUCGUAUGGUUCUCGUUGAUAUCCUUGCAUGCCAAGAAUCACGAUGGGGAACCAUUUCGAUUGAGCUACCGCCCAGGUUCAAGUUUUGUUGAUAUCUCUAGCACAAGUGAGAAUGCAGGGUCACUCUGGAGAAUUAUCUCUCGUGAACCCGAAAGCUCUAAGGAUGGGAUCGAUUGGGAACCAUAUAACAAGCUGGUGAAGAAUACAUUUUACCUGGUCAACAAAAAGAACGAUUGUGCUGUUGCCUUUGUUCGUGAUGUACCAGAGUUUGUGAGGAAGCCCGGAAAUCCUUUCAAGUUUAAAGUUUUCCAUGAUAUUGCAAUGGUUCAUGAUGUUGCAACAUCACAUAGUUACCCUAUGGAGUCAUCAGGCUCUGAUGGAGUACCUGCUGUCCGUCAUGAUCAAAGACAAAGUUCCGCGCAGAGCGAGAGUCUUCCAUGCAUUCAAAUAAGAAUCAACAGUGUCAGCUUGACCAUUGUUCAUGAACUUUUAGAUUCCAAGGACAGGUCUCCUUUGCUUCGCUGUUGCAUCAACAAUGCCAAACUCAAUGUUCAAGUUCUGUCUAGUAAAACCAGAGUUAUGAGCACAUCAACUGCCUCAGUUUCUUAUUUUGAUUCUCAAAGAAGUGAAUGGAGUGAAUUUGCUCAUCCAGUUGAUAUAUGCACAUUUUACCGUUCAAGAGUGGAUUCAAGAACUGACCGACGAAGGCUACCUGUGGACAUCUAUUGCAGAACUAACGAGGUGCAUAUUUCUCUAAGUGAGCUUGCACUGGAUGUACUUUUAUUCGUGAUUGGGAAACUAGAUUUGGCUGGUCCAUUCGCUGUGAGGAGCUCGAAGAUUCUGUCUAAUUGCUGUAAGGUGGAUAACCAGUCAGGUUUAGAACUUAUAUGUCAUCUCGGUGAAGACAGAAGUAUCAAAGUUAUCAGAGGACAAUCUGCUUCCAUAUUUUUGAGGUAUAAUACAUCUGCAAACCAGCUAGUGGAGAAAGUGUCAGCUAUCAGUAUUCAACUUUCUAACAGUGCAUCUUGGGCCACAUCAUCAGUCCAUCUUUCUCUUGUGAAAUCUCAAAUAGUAGCUUGGAGAACAAGAAUCAUGUCACCUCAAGAUUCAAGAACUUAUCCCGGGCCAUUCGUUGUGGUUGACAUUUCAAGAAGAUCAGAGGAUGGUUUGAAGAUUGUGGUGUCUCCAAUGGUAAGAAUACAUAAUGAAACUGGAUUCCCCCUGGAACUACGAUUUAGGCGGCCUCAAGAAAAUGAAGAUGUCUUUGCUUCAGUAUUCCUUCAAAAGGGGGAUGCAAUUGAUGAUACGUUGGCAACAUUUGAUGCCAUAAGCUCAUCUGGUGGGCUGAAGAAGACAUUAAUGUCAUUAAGCGUUGGUAACUUCUUAUUUGCAUUCAGGCCUGAAGUUCCAGAUGGCUCUAUCAAUUCCAUGAGUCCGGUCUCUGCCGAAUGGUCAGAUGACUUUAAAGGUGGAAAAGCUGUUCGUCUGUCCGGGAUUUUUGACAAACUAGGCUAUAAAGUUCGCAAGGCCCUAUCUGUUGAAUCAAUGAAAUGUUCCUUCAGCACUGCGUAUUGCAGUCUCAAAAAUGAAGAUGCACAUAUCAUUGACUUGCAUUUCUUAAUUCAGAAUAUUGGACGAGAUAUACCCAUUGCACAACCAGACACAAAUCAUGAUGGUUCGGAAAGUAGAAAUUCGGCAGUAGCAUUACGAGAGCAAAGGGAAAUAUUUAUACUUCCUACAGUUCGGGUGUCAAAUUUGUUGGAUUCUGAUAUCCAGGUCCUUCUAACUGAGACAGAUGUAUAUACCUCCAUCUCUAGUGUGAAUAUUGGGAAACAAGCAACUGUAUCAUCGGGAUCAACAGUCGACUUUUAUGCUAAUCCUGCCAUAAUAUACUUUACUGUUACCCUAGCUGCUUUUGGUUCAACCUCCAAACCUGUGAACAGUGGUGAUUGGGUCAAAAAGUUACGUAAGAACAAAACUGAUGUACCCUGCUUGGACAUUGAUCUGGAUUUUGGUGGUGGGAAGUAUUUCGCAUCUCUUAGAUUAUCCCGCGGGCCCAGAGGUGUACUGGAGGCUGCUAUCUUCACUCCAUAUUCCUUGAAGAAUGAGACAGAGUUUUCCUUAUUCUUUUUUGCUCCUAACCAGAAGACCUUAUCGAGGAGUGAACUUGAGACGUCUGCCUCUAACAUUCCUCCAGACGUCGGAUUAUUUUUGCCUCCAAAAUCAAUUAGCUCAUGCUUUUUAAGAUCUCACAAGAUGCAGCUCAUAGUCCUACAGCACCACCAAUCAAAGGCAUUGCUAGACUUGGAUGCUUUGUCUGCCCUCACAGAGAUAAGCUUGAAAAUAGAAGAGGAGUCUAGAGUUAAAUACAUUGUGAAGUUGGGGGUGUUAGUGGGACCUUCUUUAAGUAAGGUGGUUGUCCCGUCUCAGAUGGUAACUCUGGUCCCAAGACAUGUGGUGUUUAACGAGUCGAGUGAAAGUAUUACCAUCCGUCAAUGUUAUUUGGAGGAUGAAACAACAGGAAUAGUUUCCAUUGGCAGUAAGCAAAGAAAAGCAUUGCUACUGCAGAGUGGCAUUGCUAAGAGCAAGGAACUCAAUUCGUUUGAAAAUUUCAUCAGAAGACAUAAAAAUGACGUCGAGACGUCGCUACUGUAUGUCCAGUUUCGAUUGGAUAAGUCUGGAUCUUCUUGGUCAGGCCCAGUGUGUAUUGCUUCAUUGGGACGCUUCUUUGUGAAAUUUAGAAAAGAACCUGACCAAGUGCAAUUGGUAGACAAUAGUACAACAGAAUUUGCUGCAGUGUUUGUUGCCGAAGAAGGUUCUGUUCUUGGUGUGCACUUCCACAAACCACCAAAUAUUGGUCUCCCUUAUAGGAUUGAGAACCACUUGCAUGAUACGUCUAUAACAUAUUAUCAAAAGGAUUCAGCGGAGAGGGAGGUGCUUGGAUCUAAUAGUAGUGCUUUUUAUGUCUGGGACGAUUUGACUCUUUCGCACAAACUGGUUGUUUUAGUCAAUGGUAUGCAUCUUUUACGGGAGAUUAACCUUGAUAAGGUACGAACCUGGAAACCUUUUACAAAGCUGACUCCACUCAGAAGCCUUGCCUCUCAUUCACAUUUGGAGGGAAAAGCGGACCAGAAAUCUAGUCAGUUGAAUACCAUAGCCGUUGUGAGGAUAGGAUAUGAAGUGUACGCAGAGGGUGCUACACGCGUUUUAAGGAUUUGUGAGUUCUCUGAUAGCCAUAAAGGAGACCGAUCAUCUCAGUCUAGCGCAAGAAUUCAGUUAAGACUUGCUGAGCUUGCUGUUCGCUUUCUUGAGCAAGGAAAAGAGGAUUCGGAUGAUAAUGAGGAAUUGCAUUACAGCCCCUUGGCUGUUGCAAGAUUGGGAAACGUUGACUUGGAUUCAGUAAUCACCGAUGAACAGAAGUAUAACCUAGUCACGAUCCAGUCAUUAACUGUGGACAAUAAGUGGGCAGAUGCUCCUUUCGCAGCGAUGCUUCGGAGACAUCAACUAGAAUCGAAUGACUCAGAUUUUCCUGUACUGAAAGUUUUCUUCGUCCCUCUUUCAAUCAGCUCUAAAGUAACCCAAGUUAAAUACUCAUCAAUCAUCCUCCAGCCAAUCGAUUUGAACAUAGAUGAGGAGACAUUGAUGAGAUUCGCCUCAUUCUGGAGAUCUUCUCUCAGUGACUCAACUGCUCCAAGUCGGCAGUAUUACUUCGACUAUUUUGAGAUCCACCCUGUGAAGAUAAUUGCAAACUUCCUUCCCGGCGACUCUUAUUCGAGUUACAGCUCAACACAGGAGACUCUAAGAUCACUAAUCCAUAGUGUUGUGAAGGUUCCCACCAUAAAAAAUAUGGUUGUAGAACUUAACGGGGUUCUGGUCACUCAUGCUUUGAUAACCAUGCGAGAACUGUUCAUCAAAUGUGCCCAACACUAUUCAUGGUAUGCUAUGAGGGCCAUCUAUAUUGCCAAGGGAAGCCCCUUGCUCCCUCCAGCCUUUGCAUCUAUAUUUGAUGACAUGGCCUCUUCUUCUCUUGAUGUCUUCUUCGAUCCUUCUCGUGGACUAGUCAGUCUUCCAGGGUUGACUUUAGGUACCUUCAAAUUCAUCAGUAAUUGCAUUGAUGGCAGAGGGUUCUCAGGGACAAAGCGGUACUUUGGUGAUUUGGGCAAAACGUUGAGGACAUUGGGGUCAAAUGUGCUAUUUGCUGCUGUUACUGAAGUAUCCGAUUCUGUCCUGAAGGGAGCAGAAACAACCGGUUUUGAUGGAAUGGUCCGCGGCUUUCACCAAGGCAUUCUAAAUUUGGCCAUGGAACCAUCGGUGAUUGGGACAGCCGUCAUGGUUGGUGGCCCGGAUAGAAAGAUUAAACUCGAUCGCAGCCCAGGUGUCGACGAGCUCUACAUCGAAGGAUAUCUGCAAGCAAUGCUGGAUUCAAUGUAUAAGCAAGAGUACCUUAGAGUCAGAGUCAUUGAUGAUCAGGUUAUCCUCAAGAACCUACCCCCAAACAGCUCCCUCAUAGACGAAAUCAUGGACCGUGUCAAGGCCUUCCUCGUAAGCAAGGCACUGUUGAAAGGCGACGCGUCCUCUUCUUCACGCCCCUUCCGCAAUCUCCGUGGAGAAAACGACUGGAAGAUCGGGCCGACUGUCUUGACCCUCUGCGAGCACUUGUUCGUCAGCUUUGCAAUCCGCGCUCUGAGAAAGCAGACCGUGAAAGUGUCCGGUAAAGUGCUGGCCAAUAUCAAGUGGAAGAACGAAGAAACAGCAGCAACAGGAGAGGAAGUGGGAGAAGAUGGCAGCAAUGCUAUAGUCCCAGCACUUGACGGCGGGAAGAUGAGGUUCGUCUGGCAAUGGGGCGUCGGCAAGUUUGUUCUGUCGGGUAUCCUGGCGUACAUCGACGGAAGAUUGUGCCGCCGGAUUCCUAAUCCGAUUGCUCGCCGGAUCGUUGGCGGCUACUUGCUGAGCUUUCUGGACAAGGAUGAAAACGACAAGUAA
Molecule: messenger RNA, 9471 nt
Organism: Linum trigynum
Lineage: Eukaryota; Viridiplantae; Streptophyta; Magnoliopsida; Malpighiales; Linaceae
Source: the annotation of a GenBank genome assembly